Molecule: messenger RNA, 2043 nt
Organism: Penicillium vulpinum
Lineage: Eukaryota; Fungi; Ascomycota; Eurotiomycetes; Eurotiales; Aspergillaceae
Product: Zn(II)2Cys6 transcription factor
Exons: 4
Coding region: 1-2043 (680 amino acids)
Biological process (GO): positive regulation of transcription by RNA polymerase II
Cellular component (GO): nucleus
Molecular function (GO): transcription cis-regulatory region binding; zinc ion binding; DNA-binding transcription factor activity, RNA polymerase II-specific
Source: RefSeq, a predicted model, not a curated record
AUGAACCUCCGAAAAGUAGCAAAGGCGCAGCCGCAGUCACCUAGCUUCAGCACAAGAACAUCCACUCCAAAAAGCCAGGCAAGCGAUUCACAAAGCACACCCCGCCCCCGCUCGAGUCGCAAGAAAUCCUCAGAUGCCCCAGAUACCAAAGCUAAGAGGGUACGCACAGGAUGUCUCACUUGUCGCCAACGACAUUUGAAAUGCGACGAAGGCGUGGGACGAUGUCUCAAUUGUCGCAAGUCGGAUCGCGUUUGUCGACGUGGUGUUCGUCUCAAUUUUAUUGACACCCAAACUGUGGCGCCUCCACACAUCAUCGCUCGGCCGCAUGGAUCGAAGGUGACAUUUCACGAUGACUCGCGUUCGAUCGCAUCUCUGUACGUAGGAGGUUUCGAGAUAUACCCGCCUGUCCAGCCGGAAACUCCUGUUCAAGAGAACCGACAAUUACACAAUGACUUUGAUGUUAUAGGGACUGAUGAUCUGACCAAUAUCUUUCAAUCAGUGGCACAUUCGUUUGACCCGCUGAGCUUUGAUGUCCCACAUCCAAAUAUGGCGCAUUUUGUUGGAACUGAUACUUGGCAUCAGUCCCACUUGGUACCAGGGGAUGAACUUCUCCCGCACAGCACGUCCCAUUUCGCACAGAAAUUGGCCGGCAAACCUGAAUACCAUGCUUUUCUCACUGACCUAGAGCAAGUCUCUCUUCUCAGAACUUUCAUGGAAGAAGUCGGUCCCCGGAUGGACAUCAUGGAUGAAAUGAACCAUGGUUCUCACAAUGCGCAGUUUUCCCAGAUUCUUCCCGGUUUUGCCAUCGGUGAGCCCAUAUUGCUAAAGGCAUUUCUCGCGUGUGGUGCUAGACACCUUUCUUUCGUAGACCCUUCUUAUGGAGAUGAAAAAGCGAUACGAUAUUAUGAUGCAGCUACUCGCGAUCUUCUAAAUGCCAUCCAUGAUCCUAACCGUGACUCUGUUCUCUGCGCAACAGCUGCUCUUGCCCUUGGCUUCUCCGAAACCGUGCCGAUGCAAUCAAGACCCAAUAGAGACCACAUCGCAGGAUCCCGGGCUUUGAUCCGAGAAUGUGGCUGGACUGCCAAAACCCCCGGGCUAGGUGGGGCAUGUUUCAGGAUCAGCGUCAGUUCAGAGCUCCUGAACUGUAUGCGAUAUAACUGGGCAUUGUCUUGGGAUCCAAACACUUGGGGGGUCAAUAUGGACAUGGAUCUUUCACAUGUCACCAAUGGGGGCAAUCAGAAUAUAUGGCAUCAUCAGAUACUUUAUAUUUUCGCUAGGGUUAUGACCUUUCAGGCAUCUUCGCGCUCAUCUCACGCUUUAGGUGACGAUGCGGCGCGGGCCAUCCAGCUCAACGAUCAUGAAUGGAUUAUUCACAACAGGUGGUGUGAGCAAUGGGUGAAAUCUAUUCCUAGAUCCCUUGUGCCCCUUGGCCAUCUGCAGCCGUGGCAAACAGGUUCCAAGUCAACCUUCCCGGAAGUUUGGCUUGUCAAUCGAUCCGCCGUUGUCUCUCGAUUAUUUUACCACGCCAGUCGUAUUAUGCUGGCCAAAACACACCCUUUCCAGUCACAGUUCAACGACGAUAUGCGGAAAAUGAAAUGCAGCCAUGCGCACGAAAUCUGUGGGCUUGUUGCCCGCACCACGGACAGAGGUGUGGCCAAUAUAUCCCUGUACUUUCUUGUACUUGCUGCAGAGUGCUUGGAAACACGAGAAGCUCAAGAGGAGGUACUCGGUAUAUUUGAUACCAUCACUCAAGUGACUGGUAGCAGUGCUGAACCGAUCAAGAACGAUCUCAAACGAAUUUGGAGCUGGGCUGAUGCUCACCCGCCCACGGUGACGCCAGCCCAAAUGCACAACCACCUUUAUGAAUUAGACCCAUCUCUAUCAAUCUCCAAUCAUCCCGGCUCAUCUCCAAGCCUACACAAUCCCUUGUUGGCUGCGGGUGACUUCUCAUUGGAAAACCACCCGUAUCAGGGAUACUAUGUGCCACCACAUCACCACCAUGCAAUCAAUCAGUAUCACUACGGGACGUUUGAUAUGAUUUGA